This is a messenger RNA of Dentiscutata erythropus, 969 nucleotides long. The record is from the annotation of a GenBank genome assembly. NCBI's taxonomy places the organism in Eukaryota, Fungi, Glomeromycota, Glomeromycetes, Diversisporales, Gigasporaceae.
AUGUCUUCAAAAUACGAGGAAAAUAUUAUUUUGCCUAACGGUAAAACUGUUAAAGUUAUUACUUCUGUAGUAGAAGCAUCUGAAAAAGAUGUUGAUAUCGCUGUUGAAGCUGCAACGAAGGCUUUUAAUGAGGAAUGGAUUCAUAUGGAUGGUCAUAAGCGUGGAAGAUUAUUGAAUAAGCUUGCUGAUUUAAUUGAACGUGAUAUCGAUGAAUUAGCUGCUCUUGAAUCAUUGGAUAACGGUAAAGCUUUUACAAUAGCAAAGUCCGCAGAUCUUCCACUUACAAUUGCCGUUUACAGAUACUUUGCCGGAUGGUGUGACAAGAUCCACGGCAAGGUUAUUGAGACUGAACAUGAUAAAUUUUGCUAUACGCGUCAUGAACCAAUUGGUGUUGUUGGUGCAAUUAUUCCAUGGAAUUUUCCACUUCUUAUGCAAUCUUGGAAAUUAGCUCCAGCCUUAGCAUGCGGCAACACUGUAGUACUUAAAUCAUCUGAAUAUACUCCUUUGAAUGCCUUAAAAGUUGCUGCCUUAUUUAAAGAAGCUGGGUUUCCAAAAGGUGUCGUUAAUAUUCUGUCGGGAUUUGGUCCUACAGCCGGUGCUGCUAUUGCCAAUCAUAUGAAAAUCGAUAAAGUCGCUUUUACAGGAUCGACCGCUGUAGGAAGAUCUAUAUUAAAAGCUUCGGCAGAUAGUAACUUGAAAAAGGUUUCCUUAGAAUUAGGUGGAAAAUCACCAAACAUUAUAUUUGCAGAUUCUGAUCUUGAAGUGGCAGUUAAAUGGGCAUAUCAAGGAAUUUAUUUCAAUCAUGGUCAAUGUUGUUGCGCUGGUUCACGAGUUUAUGUCGAAGAUUCUAUUUAUGAUAAAUUCGUUGAGAAGUUUAAAGCAUAUUCUGAAAGCAUGAAAAUUGGUGAUCCUUUUCAUAAUGACACAUUUCAAGGCCCUCAGGUUUCUCAACGACAAUUUGAUAGGUAA